AUGCCAAUUCGAUUUCACUCAACACUUUUCUUGGUGCUUUAUCUCUUUCCAAUCACAUUUGGUUACUCUCCAAAUGAUGCGAAAACAUGGUGUAGCCAAACUCCUCACCCAAAACCAUGUGAGGAUUUUCUGAGCCAUAACCCAACAACAACCCCCAUCAAAGAAAAAUCCCAAUUCUUCAAGAUAUCAACCCAACUAGCCCUAGACCGUGCCAUCCAUGCUCAAACCAACAUGUACUCAUUUGGCUCAUCAAAGUUCCAAAAUGCACACGAAAAAACUGCAUGGGAUGAUUGCCUUGAGCUCUUUGAUCUCACAAUCCAAAAGCUCAACAAAACCGUAAAUCCCACCACCAAGUGCACCCAAGAUGACAGCCAAACAUGGCUGAGCACAGCUCUCACAAACCUAGAGACAUGUCGAGAAGGCAACACUUUGGCCAUAAACAAAGCUCCAUACACUUCUCAGCCAAACUACAAAAAUGGUUUCCCAACUUGGGUGAAGCCUGGCGAUCGAAAGCUCUUGCAGUCGUCUUCGGCGAAGGCUGAUGUUGUGGUGGCCAAAGAUGGGUCCUGGAAUUACAAGACCAUAAGUGAGGCAGUAAGUGCAGCGUCAAAGAGAAAAGGUAGUGCAAGGUAUGUGAUAUAUGUGAAGGCAGGGACAUAUAAGGAAAAUGUUCAGAUAAAGUCGAAGAAUAUCAUGUUGAGGGGAGAUGGUAUAGGGAAGACUAUUAUCACAGGAAGCAAAAGUGUUGGUGGGGGUUCUACAACCUUCAAUUCAGCUACAGUUGCUGUGGUUGGAGAUGGGUUCAUUGCCCAGGACAUUACAUUCCAAAACACUGCUGGUCCAACAAGCGGCCAAGCCGUGGCACUCCGUGAUGCCGUUCAUACAUGGCCAGCAAUUUCAUCUGGGCGCCAGUUCUCAACUACCACCGUUUGCCUCUCGGUUCCUCAUCCACCGCUCCCGUUGUUCUUCCUCGGUGGUGUGUGGUGGUCCGUGGCUGCGAUUAAAGUGCAUCAUGCACUUAACACUUGGAUUAUGGGAGCGCUUCCGCGCGGGUGGCCUGCUCACCCCCAUCUUCCGUUGGCCUCUUUGAUACCCCCUGGUGUCGGUACUCCUCCUUGGUGGUGGCAGAUCUGUUCCUGGUGGUGUUGUCGGCAUGCUAUGUGUGGCUGCUCUUGUGUUCUAGAUCUAGGGUUUCUUUCUGGUUGGAUGGAAUGGAGUGGUAACUUUGCCUUGAAGACUUUGUAUUAUGGUGAGUACAUGAAUACAGGCCCUGGUUCAUCCACUUCAAACAGGGUCAAAUGGGCAGGUUACCAUGUCAUUACAAGUGCCUCCGAGGCUUCCAAAUUUACUGUUGGGAACUUCAUUGCGGGUAAUUCUUGGUUGCCAGCCACCAAUGUGCCUUUCACCUCUGGUCUAUGA
Molecule: messenger RNA, 1419 nt
Organism: Prunus armeniaca (apricot)
Lineage: Eukaryota; Viridiplantae; Streptophyta; Magnoliopsida; Rosales; Rosaceae
Source: the annotation of a GenBank genome assembly